CGCUCCGGGUGGAAAGAUUCGAUCAUCCCACAAAUGAAAUGGUGUUCCAAGUUUCACCUGUGAAACAUCAAGGAUCCUAUUGCAUGAAGAAAACAUGAAAAUAUAUAAAAAAGCGCCAUCAAUUUAUACCUGGUUUUUUUCAUUACCAAAUUCUUUCCAAUUCUCCCUUUAUAAAUUACCCUUGACCAUGUCUGUGUCCAUUACUGAGAAGCGUCGUAUUGCUCUUGCAUACGAUGGCGGUGAAGAUGCUCGUAAACUGUUUGAAUGGUCUAUCAAGAAUAUCAUCAAUCCCGAAAGGGAUCAUCUUAUCCUCUUGUCUGCCGUUAGUCGAGAAGACCGCCACAGUUUAAAAAAGGAACAUUCCCACGACAGGAAAGACCUCCCUAUGUUGUCCACCACUCCCACUCACGUCGGUGAAGCUAUAGAAGAGAUCAGCGAUAACCAUCCCACGAGCAAGACAGCCCGCGAACGUUUGGAAGAGAUGUCGGCGCAUUUGCGAACAAUGCAUAUUUCCAGCGAAGAGCACAUCUUGUGGGGCGAUCCAAAGACCUUGAUUCCUCGCUAUACUCAGAACACAAAGGUUGAUUUAUUGAUUGUUGGCUCACGCGGUCUCGGUGCUGUCAAGAGUGUCUUUUUGGGUUCCGUGUCUGACCGAUGUAUCCAUGAAUGCCCAUGCCCCGUGCUCGUUGUGCGUAAUGCUACCAUUUAAUUUAAAAUAACUUGUGCAUAGAUCCAAAA
Messenger RNA from Radiomyces spectabilis, 738 nucleotides. RefSeq lists its product as uncharacterized. NCBI's taxonomy places the organism in Eukaryota, Fungi, Mucoromycota, Mucoromycetes, Mucorales, Radiomycetaceae. The transcript has a single exon. Bases 95 to 709 code for a protein of 204 amino acids. The record is from RefSeq and is a predicted model, not a curated record.